GCUCGCUGUGAACAACACAUGGCUACGUAGUUGCCAGUGCGUACCACCACCGCUGUCGCAGCGCUGGCGAACCGCGGACGGGAAAAGAGAUAGAUAGCGGUUAUUAAAAAUCGGAGCCGCUGUCACAGUCUUUUAACACAGGCGGGGAACGCACAGCUGGUCGCGUGGUAGCCAAUCGAUUCACUGCUUUUUCACAAAAGCGAAAUCCUGAUUGGCUCCUCUCUACUCAGUCAUCGGUUUUUUUUUUGAAAACGCGUUUUUCUGCCCGCGUAACGGAAACGCGUACGUUUGAGUUCACGGUCACGACGAGCUGUGACAACCAGCAGCAGCAGCGCUGUCACAUCACGUCACACGUAAACACUACCGUUGCUCGCUCGCAGUUGACGCAGUUCGCCCGUGCUGUUACGUUCGAGAAAAAACGUGAGAGAGAAGCAGAAUUCCGCCGCGGAAUUUUGUGUGGGAUUUCGCGACGUGAAAUUUUUAUGCGCGUGCUCCGAUGUUGCGGGAUCACGCGAGAGAUUAAUAAUGUCGCCACCGCUGGCCGAUCGAGUCCAUCCGCUGGCAAACAGGUGAGAAGAUGGAAGAUGACGCUGACCUCAGGGAACAGUUGUUUCACAAUACCGUGCGUGAGAACAUAAUAUUUCUGCUACUCUUCUUGCUACUUUACAUCACGAGCUAUGCGCUGAUCGCGCGCUUCAGACGACGGGAUCGCGAUGAUUAUCUGUCGGUGGACGAAGAUGAGGCGACCGUUUACAGGAUCAGCUUGUGGCUGUGCACCGUCGCCUUGGCCGUUUCCGUCGGCGCGACGCUCCUACUUCCGGUGUCGAUUGCCAGCAACGAAGUUCUCAUCCUUUAUCCGAACAGCUACUACGUCAAGUGGCUCAACAGCUCUCUCAUCCAAGGUUUGUGGAACCAUGUGUUCCUGUUCUCGAAUCUGUCGCUCUUUGUGUUUCUGCCCUUCGCUUAUCUCUUUACGGAGUCGGAGGGUUUUGAAGGACAUAGGAAGGGCGUGAUGGCUAGGGUAUACGAGACGGUGACGAUUCUUUGUCUCUUGGGUACUCUCAUCCUGGGCAUGACCUACGUUCUGUCCACCGUCUUGGAUUAUCAGAACACGAGUGUUCACACAUUGCUCAAUGUAUGGAGUUAUUACUUGCCUUUUCUAUAUUCCUGCGUCUCAUUUGUCGGCGUGGUAAUGUUGUUAGUAUGCACUCCGGUGGGAUUCGUACGACUGUUUGGUGUGGUGGGAUCGUUUCUUGUCAAACCCCAAUUUCUAAAAAAUUUGGACGAAGAGUUUUUUGCGUAUCAAUUGGAGGAAGACUGCAUUCGUAGAAGAUUGCAGCAUGUAAAGGCAACGGGCAAGUCGUACGUGUCUCCGGUCCCUAUGUCGCCGACGGCGAGCUGCAGCUCGCAGGAGGAGGACGAGCCGUUAUUGAGCGUAAGCCCGAAUCUUCUAUGCUUACAAAACGGUGCUUUGCAAAAAGGCCUUUCGCAGCGACUGAUCGAGGUCCAGACGCGACGUCAGCUGCUGAAUCAGCAGCGAAGAACCUGGUGGGUUCGGCGUACGCUAUUUUACCCGGUGGCGAUGCUUGCACUGCUUGCGCUGUCUACCGCUACGGCCUUGUUAGCUGUACAGAACACUGUGGAGCUGUUAAUAGGCAUCAAAGCACUUCCGUUGAGCACAAGGCAAUUCACGCUCGGCAUUAGCUCCCUGUCUAAACUCGGCCCCGUUGGAGCAGCUAUCGAAGUAGCGGUGAUCCUCUACUUGGCUGUAACCAGCGCGAUCGGUCUCUAUUCGCUUCCGGGUGUGAGGAAAGUGCAACCGAAACGGCAUUCCACGCCGCUCACGCAUCUCAUUGCGAAUUGCGCCCUCCUGCUCGUGCUCAGUUCGGCGUUACCGCUCUUAUCGCGAAUAUUAGGAAUGACGAACUUCGAUCUGUUGGGUGAUUUCGGACGCAUUGAGUGGCUCGGUAACUUUAAGCUAGUGCUGCUUUAUAACUUGAUCUUUGCCACGGCGGCGAUUAGUUGUCUCGUAACUAAGUUCACCGCGACCGUGCGCAAAGAGAUCUAUGCCCGUUUGAAGAACAGUGUACUGGGCGUCUUCAGAGCCUUAAGUUCCACCGCUAAUGUGAAGAAAAACUCACUUUCGUCAGGAAUGUUUUCUACAAAGGAAGAUUAGACUGAUUUAUUAUAUUAUAAUUAUAUUAAGCAGAAAGAGAGAGAGAGAGAGAGAGAAAGAGAGAGAUAGAGAGAGAGAGAGAGAGAGAGAGAGAGAAAAAUAUACCGGAACCUUGCGAAAGUUUGCCUGGUUUUUGAGUUCUUGCAUGUCAAGAAAACAUGAAAACAAAACGUGUCCAUUAGAGGGAACAUUCCAGUUCGUUAGAAAAUCCACUGGUCUUAAAAUCCCUCAGUCACUCGAGUACUGAUCGAUACUUGCGACGUUAUUCAAGUUUAAAAUGCGCGCGUAUUGGAAUACUCAUAAAAAUUUAAAUCUGAAGGUGAAGCUUUUUGAAGUCGAUAGUUUGUUUAGAACGUUAGUUAGUGAAAAAAGAAAACUUCAGAUAUCAAAGUGAAAAUAAAAGAAUUAAUGGUGGUGUGGUUACUGGAUGAUGUUUUUAUUUUGCGAACUCCAUUUUGGGCUCUGUAACAGCAAAAGUGCCGACAGGAAGAAACGCCACUGUAUAUUACGCGUCGUGAAAAACCUUAAAGCUCGGAUAGGAAUUAAAAUAUAGUCGGUUAUCACGAGCAGUUGUUUCAUCAAAGCUUCAAGAUGCAACUAUUAACGAAACUGUUUUCGAUGAUCUCAAUGCAUUCUACAAAAAAAAAAAAAAA
Messenger RNA from Pseudomyrmex gracilis, 2829 nucleotides. RefSeq names its product protein Lilipod (gene lili). The record is from RefSeq and is a predicted model, not a curated record. The transcript has 9 exons. The coding region runs from base 578 to 2176 and encodes 532 amino acids. Gene Ontology annotation, molecular function: transmembrane signaling receptor activity. Gene Ontology annotation, biological process: signal transduction. NCBI's taxonomy places the organism in Eukaryota, Metazoa, Arthropoda, Insecta, Hymenoptera, Formicidae.